Messenger RNA from Eurypyga helias (sunbittern), 2070 nucleotides. RefSeq names its product pentatricopeptide repeat domain 3 (gene PTCD3). Lineage: Eukaryota; Metazoa; Chordata; Aves; Eurypygiformes; Eurypygidae. Gene Ontology annotation, molecular function: protein binding; ribosomal small subunit binding; rRNA binding. The coding region runs from base 1 to 2070 and encodes 689 amino acids. Gene Ontology annotation, cellular component: mitochondrion. The record is from RefSeq and is a predicted model, not a curated record. The transcript has 24 exons. Gene Ontology annotation, biological process: mitochondrial translation.
AUGGGUGUGGACCACACCACACAGCUUGGUAUCAUCUGCAAGCUUGCUGAGGGUGCACUCGAUUCCACUAGCUAUGUCAUUGAUGAAGAUGGUCCCAAGUUCCUUUCAGGGUGCUCUUCUAGCAGCACAGCUGUGGGGAAGACUGUGGACAAUUCAGAAGUUGCUCGAGAAGAAAUUGUACUUCCCCGAAGGAAAACCUGGGAUAAACUAGCUGUUCUUCAAACACUGGCUUCUACUGUGAACAGGGAUCCUACUGCUGCACAUUAUAUGUUCCAGGAUGACCCUUUCCUUAUGCCAAAAAAUGCAGCCAAUUCUCGUCUGUUUUCACUGUCGAAGGAGUCUGGGAGAAAUGCUGCAAAAUACAUUAUUAAGCAUUUUCCUCAAUAUUUUGACAAGACUUUUGCAGAGCCCAACGUACUGUGCUUGAUGCCUGAGACUCUUACACCUCAGGUUGAAGGACUGAGUGAGGAAGCUCUAAAAGAGCGUAUCCACCUCAGAAUGGUGAAGGAUUCUGUGAACCUGUUUGAUCAGCUCGUACAAGCAGGUACCCCGGUGUCUCUGGAGACCACAAACAGCCUUUUAGAUUUGUUAUCCUUCUAUGGAGAUGUAGAAUCUAGUCCAGAAAAAGAGGAAGGAAAAAAAGAGGAAGAAGAAAAAGAGGAUUUGGAAGAACCAGGGGUGAACGCUUCAGAGCAGAAAGCUCCGAAGAGAGGGUUCCAAAGAGGUUCGCAGUCAUUUGGCUCUAGAUGGAGGGAGAACAACAGUGCCGAAAGGAUAUUUAAGAUAAUGCCAGAGAGGAAUGCACACUCCUAUUGCACAGUGAUCCGUGGGAUGGUGAAGCACGGGGCUUACACUAAAGCUUAUGACAUGUACAUAGACUUGCUGAAUGAAAGACACAAGGCUGACGUACACACCUUCAAUGCACUGAUUACAGCAGUCCCGUAUCUCAAGGAGAGGUUCGUAGAAAGAUGGGAAUUAGCCAAGGACUUCCUGAAUCACAUGACUCAACAGGAAGUGCAACCAAAUCUGCUAACAUUUAAUGCUUUACUGAAGACUCUGAGAAGAUGUGGUGGUGUAGGCAGAAGUGUGGCUUUAUUGGUGAUGAAGGAAAUGGAGGCACUUGAUAUAGAGCCUAGCCUUGCAACGUAUGAUCAUCUUCUCUUUAUAUUUUAUAGAGGCGUUGAUCUUUCCUCAUCAGGCAUCAUGUCUGAGAUACUAGAUGACGUUGAAAAGAGGAGUUUCGCUCCCCAGGACCCUGACGACGCCAACUUUUUUGCCACUGCCAUGCAAGUGUGCUGUGAUCUUAAGGAUAUCAAGCUUGCCUAUCGGUUAAAUAAGGCAAUGGAGAAGGGAGACAACUGGAAAUUCUUGGACAUGGAUCGCUUAAAUACUUAUUGGUCAAAAUUCUUUUCGUUGUUGUGUAUGAUGGAGCACAUUGAGGUCAUGUUGAAAUGGUACAAAGAAAUGUCCCCUUCGCUCUUCUAUCCAACUCCUAAAAAUAUAUUGGACCUCCUUCAAGCACUGGAUGCAGCCAACCACUUGGAAGCGAUCCCCUCUGUGUGGGAAGAUGUGAAACAGCUGGGGUUUAAUAGGCGUCAGGACCUGCUGGAAGAGUUCUUGGCUUUGAUGAGCAGGGAGCAGCACCCUGAAGAGAUUCAGCUGGCCUUCGCCAGGUGUGCUGAGGACAUCAAAGCUGCCCAUGAGCAAACCGGGAGGGGGCAGGCACCGUUAGAAUGGACGGGCAGCACGCUGGGCCAUGCCGCUGUGUUGUUUUCCAGGGCUGGGAGAACCCAGGACGCUUGGAACAUGAUGGAGCGUUUUCAGAAAAUCAAUAGGAUUCCCACUGACCAGGUGAUGGAGGAGCUGCUGAACUGUGCCAAACAAACCAACUGCCCGGACGACGCAAUCAGGCUGGUAAAGCUGGCAGCGACUCUCGGCCUGCCUUCAUCCGAAAAGCUCAGAAGCAGAACGGAAAAGGAAUUUGAACUCUCUGAAACGCAGAAGAAGACACUGGAGAGUAUCAAGUCAGACAGUGACAGCGACAGCGACAGUGACAGUGACCGUGACUAG